UCUCACUUUUCUCUCUGAAUGGCUGAAUCCGAUCCCCAGAGCACAAGAUCUUCAAUCAUGGAAUGGAAGCACCUACACCCACUUCACCAAAUCGCAGAAACCCCAACGCACAGGCUUCUACUGAAACAAUGGCUCAAAGAGGAAGACCUCAUCCUCAAUCGAAUCGCACUCAAAGAGACCCAAAUCGACUCUGUUCGCAAAGAAAUGACGAUGCUCUACAUCUUCUUCUUCCUGUUCCACUCCACAUCUCUCAUGCUCCUCUUCAACACAGCGUCUUCAUCCAAACCCCACAUGGAAAAGGCCUGUCACAGAUCGUGGAUCCCAUCUGUGUGCUCUCUGUUAUUCUCUCUGGGGCUAAUCUGGGCGGUGAGGUACAAGAGCGACGUGGAGUCGCACAUGGAGAAGCUUCUGGAGAGAGAGAAGGAGGACAGGAGCUUGUUGGGAAAGUGUGUGGAGGAGCUGAAGAAGAAGGGUAUGGAGUUUGAUUUGCUGAAAGAGGUUGAUGCUUUGAGGAGGGCCAAGAGCUUGAGGGUGGAAGCUAAGGAGGUCCGGAAAUGGUCUUCCAGGGACUUCGUUUCUCUGUUUUUCUUCACUCUGUCUUGCUUGUGUCUUGUAGUCGUAAGGGUUAUUUUGUGUAGUUAGUAUGCUUUGAUUGAUCGAUUCAUAUCUUUUGAAACUUAGAUGGGGAAGGGAGGACGGUGCAGAAUGUUCUAUUCUGCGUUUUUUUUUUUUUUUUGGGUUGCAAUGUGAAAGAUAGUUGAAGUCAGAUUAUGAAAUAAGCUGGAUCUAAUAUUCAAAGUCCGGUGUAUAUCAUGUUU
Neltuma alba is the source of this 818-nucleotide messenger RNA. RefSeq lists its product as uncharacterized. NCBI's taxonomy places the organism in Eukaryota, Viridiplantae, Streptophyta, Magnoliopsida, Fabales, Fabaceae. The record is from RefSeq and is a predicted model, not a curated record. The transcript has a single exon. The coding region runs from base 19 to 642 and encodes 207 amino acids.